Molecule: messenger RNA, 2850 nt
Organism: Moesziomyces antarcticus
Lineage: Eukaryota; Fungi; Basidiomycota; Ustilaginomycetes; Ustilaginales; Ustilaginaceae
Product: p-loop containing nucleoside triphosphate hydrolase protein
Exons: 1
Coding region: 1-2850 (949 amino acids)
Biological process (GO): mitochondrial translation; ribosome disassembly
Cellular component (GO): mitochondrion
Molecular function (GO): GTP binding; GTPase activity
Source: RefSeq, a predicted model, not a curated record
AUGAGUCUGGCACGCUCGAGCUUCGGCAAGCGCGCAUGCUUGGUGCCAUAUCCGAGGACGCCUACUAGCAGGUCAGCCCUCGCGAGCAGGACUGCCUGGCCUCGCUCGGCAGUAGGAUGCUCCAACCCUGCCGCCAAUGCACCAAGUUCUCGCAGUGCAGACUCCACACUUCAGUCUCCAUAUACACCGGCUUGCUACUUUUCUUCGUCGCCACGCCGGCUUGUGGCCGAUAGCGGGCUGCCCCAUGCGGAAAAGCACCCUGUUGCGGCGUUGCGCAACAUCUCGAUCAUCGCGCACAUCGAUGCGGGCAAGACCACCCUCACGGAACGACUGCUGCACCUCACGGACGCUCUCGCUGGAAACGGCGGAAGCGGCAGCACAGCUGCACUUCCCGGCGACGUUGAUUCAGGAAGCACCGUGACCGACUUUCUCGAGCAGGAGCGCCAGCGAGGCAUCACGAUCCAGUCAGCCGCUGUGGGCCCCGUCUGGUGGCCCAAGCCAUCCGCCUCCAAAUCCACUGGCGCAAGGGAGACGGUCGGAAUUACGCUCGUCGACACACCAGGUCACAUCGACUUUGGCAUCGAGGUGGAGCGCGCACUGCGAGUAGUCGAUGGCGCGGUGGUGGUGCUCGACGGCGUGGAGGGCGUCGAGUCGCAGACGGAAAACGUGUGGUCGCAAGCGGCGCGAUACGAUGUCAAGGCGUCGAUCCUGUUCAUCAAUAAGCUCGACCGCAUGGGGAGCUCGGUGACCCAGUCCCUGCGCAGCGUCAUCCGCUCCGGUAUGCAUCAGCGCCCGCUGCUGCUCCAGCUUCCGAUCCCACUCAAGAGCAAGGACGAACCGGGCGUUUCUGGCCUUGUGGAUCUGUUGGAGAUGCAGACGGUGACGUUCUCGGGCAAGGCCGGCGAGACGGUCAAUCGCAAACCGCUGCAGGAGGCAGACGAGAUGUACGCGGAAGCCAAGCAGGCGCGCCAUGCACUCGUCGAGUGCCUCGCCUCGCUCGACGACCAACUCCUCGAAGAGCUCUUCAGUCUGCCGACGAGCUCGAACGAGGAACCGCACGGCAAGAUGCCAGCAGCUUCGCUGAGGCAGGCUAUCCGACGCCAGACGCUUGCGGGUACGGUGCUGCCCGUGCUGUGUGGCUCGGCAGCCAAGAACGUCGGUGUCCAACCGCUGCUCGAUGCGAUCGCCGACUACCUGCCCAGCCCGGCGGACAAGCCGAGUGUGGUCGGAAACGUCGCUCACCGAGCCGGCAAGAACGACGCGAAAGCAAAUGCGGGAGCAGAAGUAUCGUUGUCGCUCAAGGACAAGCGCACGACCGCACUCGCGUUCAAGGUGGUGCACGACAAGCGACGCGGUCCGACGACGUUUGUGCGUGUGUACUCGGGCACACUGCAGCGGUCGUCGGUGCUGUUCAACACGACAACAGGUGCGCGUGAGCGUCUCUCGCGGGUCUUGUUCCCCUUUGCAGACCAGUAUGUCGAGACGGCGAGUCUGCGCGCAGGCCAAAUCGGCGUGAUCCUUGGUCUUCGCGACACACGCACGGGCGAUACUCUGGUCGAUGUCUCCUCCACCCCCGCUGGAUCCAAGAGCGACAAGGGUCUCGACGCCGCGGACGCCAAGACGCUCCGGCUCAAGCGCGUGCACAUCCCGCCACCCGUGUUCAGCAUGUCGCUCGAGCCCGCAAGCAAGUCCGAUGUCGACGCGGUCUCGGACGCACUCAACCUGCUCAUUCGAACCGAUCCCUCGCUCCGACUCGACGAGGGCUCCUCAGCAGGCGCCGGGACAACGGGUCAGACCGUGGUGAGCGGCAUGGGCGAGCUGCACCUCGAGAUCGCCAAGGACCGGCUGGAGAACGAAUUCGGCGUCAAUGCGAGAAUGGGCGCUGUGCGGGUAUCGUACCGCGAGACGGUGGACGAGGGCGCAGGAGAGCUCGAGGCAAGCGAGGUGCUAGAGAGGGAUCUGGCGGGAAAGCGCAUAAAGAUCGGUGCGAGGAUUCGAGUGAGCGCGCUCGCAGAAGACGAGCAGCACAGGAUCAGUCAGUCAGACGCAGCCGUAUUCGGAGGUAACGUCGUCGACGUUGUUCUCGGAACACCUCCAUCCAACGGUCAAAGUGCAUCUGGCGGCAAGGGUUCUUCAAAGUCCACUGGGAAGGAGGACUCGACUACGAUCGGUCUGCCGGCGGGGGUGGACAUGGCGAGUGUCGAGGCGAUGUUCAAGUCUGGCAUGGUCGCUGCGCUGUCUCGUGGGCCGCUCACCUCGAAUCCGCUCAUGGGCCUGCGCGUCACGGUGGACAACAUCGAGAUGUUUGGCGACCUUUCUUCGUCGGCAGCCAUCUCGUAUGUGCUUUCGCACCUCGUGCGUAAAGUGCUGCGCACCGAACCCAAGCUCGACCCGCAGACGGGCAUGGUGGUGCAGCCCGGUCAAGCAAGGACGGUGUUGAUGGAGCCCAUGAUGGCGACGCGCAUCACUGUGCCCGCCGUGCACCUGGGCAAGGUGAUCAACGACAUCACUGCCGAACAAGACGGCUUGGUCAACGAUGUUGUGCACCAGACCAACUCACAGGAUGGCUCUGAGACCGAGGAGCAGGCUGAGGAGGCGGUUUACAUCCCGCCGCGCGAGAGCCGGUUCGAGAUGCAGUCGGCCAGCGCUGCGUCGGGCAAGGGCGAUGCGGAGAAGCAGGCAGGCAAGGCGGAGAUCCAUGCCGUAGUGCCGCUGGCCAACUUGGUGCGCUACUCGUCCAAGCUGCGUGCGCUCACCGCGGGCAAUGCCCAGUUCAACAUGCAGCUCCAGGGAUUCGCACGCGUCUCGCAGCACAGACAAGCCGAAAUCCUCGCCGACCUGGGCCGAUGA